CGGAGGUGACACCAUAACAUAUCCGUCGGGCGGGAGACCUCACCAUCAUCCUCGCACAUUUCACCAUAUUUCUCCUCGUUUCGGGCAAGAUUCGUGGUGCUGCGAGUGACAGACCCGGCGGGUGGUACAUCUGUGAUGUAGUUUGUGCUGAGAAGGAAGAAGGUAAACAGAGAGAUUUGGAAGGCGGGGGCGAGGACAGCGAUGGGGUAAAGAGGCCGGAAAGAGGAAGUCACCAGGACAGGAAACAAGAGGAGGGAGAAGAGGGGGGACUAGGUGCAGGAUCAGGAGCUCCUCAACGUGACCCUCUCCCCCACACUCUCACCCACACUCUCCCCCACACUCUCACCUACCGCCAGCAUGUCAGACUCAGAGGACGAGGCUGUGGAGCGCCAGGUGAAGCUGGUGAUGGUGGGAGCGCCCCAGGUGGGGAAGACCUCCCUGGCUGUAAGGUACACCCAGGAUAUGUUCAACAAGACCUACCAGGCAUCUAUGGGGGUGGACUUUUAUUUAAAGCGGUUGGUGCUGGGUAAUGAACGAAACGUUAAUGUGCAAAUCUGGGACGUGGCCGGGUCAGCCUUGACAGGCAAGAUGACGGAUAAGUAUCUGUACGGCGCCCACGCCAUCCUCUUCGUCUACGACGUGACCAACGGGAUCUCCCUGGACACCCUUCAGGAGUGGGUGGCGGCCGCCCGGAGAGCCGCCCGGGCCCAGGAGAGGCCGCCCAUCCUCGCCCUCGUGGCCAACAAAGCCGACAUGGAGCACGUGCGACAGGUGAAGAGCGAGCGUCAUCAUAGAUUCGCCAGCGAGAAUGUCAUGGGGUCCUACGUGGUGUCGGCCAAGACGGGCGAGGGCGUUGCGCUGUCAUUCCAGAAGGUCGUCGCGGAGCUGCUGGGAGUGCGCCUGACGAAGGCGGAGCAGGAGCAGCAGCAGCCGGUGGUAACGGCGGAAAUUGACACCUUCCAGGAAGCGGCUCUUGCCAAAGUGCCGCCCUUCGGCUCUACCUCCAUGUCCAGCGUCUGCAGCCUCAUGUAGCAGAAGUCUUCGCUUAUGUUUCUUGAAGCGCUUGGUGAGGGUCUUCGCGGAGGCUUCAGCAUUACUCCCAGUUCUAAAUGUUUUACGAAGCUUUCGUUGAACAAGUGAAUGUCCCCUAAGUGGCCGUUCAUGAAAAUAAGUGUAGCUCCUAUGGUGGAUAAGUGGCCUUCAGUCUUGUUUCGUUAAAUGUUUUAAGUCAAUGGAGUUCAGGAGGUCCUCGUUAGACGGUUUGCAAGGACGAGAUGUGGAUUCCAAUACCUUUGUCAGUGACUUCAGUUGCCAGCACAGGACGUUCGUUGUGGGCAUGAACUUGGACAUGGCUGUCACUCUCGUUGAUAAUUAAGACCUCGCGAGAGCGUUUUAAAGCUUGGGAUACGACGAGUAUUUCACUGCUCUUAAUGCCAUAUACUCUUUUCUUGAACGUCCUCUGGAGUUUAUCUUCAGUCCUCUGAUUAUUUAAAAAUUGCAGGACUUUGACGUGAAUCAAUAUGAUCUUUUAUAUUAGAUCAGCUUGAUGUUAAAUGUUUAAACUGAACUCAGCUGAACUGAGUGCUGCUGGAUCCAAUAUGUUAGAAUACUGGUAAAUGGUGACUUAUGUAAAUUAGAGACCACUACCGAGCGCUUUCUUACAUGUUAAUUAGAGAACAAAUAUUAAAAUUCCGAAUAUAUUUCUUUUCAAAUGUUAAUAAAUACAUUUUGCAGACUUGUGUAAUGUAGCCUAAAAGGACUCAAAAGCUGUGCACACUAAUUACAUACAAUAAUUACACUUCAUAGUUAAUAAUGAAGGUAACUGAAGCUUAAAAUUCGCACCACUUUGAAACAGAACAAAGAUGUGAAGCUUCGGCAGCUUAGAAAAAUCAAGCAGUAACAAGCACGUACAUUAAUAGUGACGAUGUGCAGAACAUUGUCAUUCAGCACCAAUAACAUUCUACAAAACAAUUGAAUAUUUCCGCUCAUAGUUACAAGUGAUUCCUUAAUUAUGGAGGAACUUAAUGGACUUAAUUAUGGACUCUAUGCUUCAGCAUGGAGUCCGAAUCUAGUCAAGCACGAGACUAAAUUAGAGAAGGUUCAGCAGAGACUAGUAUCCGAGCUGAGGGGUAUGAGCUAUGAGGAAAGACUACGGGAGCUUAACCUCACGUCGCUGGAAACAGAAGAGUUAGGAGAGACAUGAUCUUCACAUGUAAGAUUCUUAGAGGAAUUGAUAAAGUAGACUAAUACAGAGUAUUUAACACAGUUGAAUCACGCACAAGGGGACACAGGUGGAAACUGAGUAUCCAAAUAAGUCACAGAGGCGUUGAAAAACUUUUUUCUAGGGUAAUUAACAUAUGAAAUACACUAGGCAGUGAUGUGGUGGAGGCUGACUCUAUACACAGUUUCAAAUGUAGAUAUAAUAGAGCCCAGUAGGCUCAGGAUUCUGUACAUUAGUUGACUGACAGUUGAAAGGCGGGAUCAAAGAGCCCCUCAAGCAGAAUUAGGUGAGUACACGCAGUCCACGAAUCCGACUUCGAUUCCCGGCCCAGUCAGAAACAUUUGGGCAGAGUUUGUUUCGCCUGUGUUCACCUAGCAGUCAAUAGAUACCUGGGAGUUAGAUGUGAGCUGUGGGUGUGUGAGAGAAAUAUAUCUGGUAGAUGUGAUAGAGAAAAAUAGGCCGGGAGUUAAUACAUUAGACAUCUGAUGGUUAAAAAGGCGGGGUCCAAGAGCUAUCAGCUCGAUCCAGCAGCCACAAAUAGUAAAUAUAAAUGGUAAAUACACACCCUCAUAUAUGCACACACACACACACACACACACACACACACACACACACACACACACACACACACACACACACACACACACACACACACACACACACCACUGGCAAUAACAUUCAUAUACUUGGUCCACGAGUGACGACAAGGACAACACAGGUGACCCACGAGUGACGACAAGGACAGCACAGGUGACCCACGAGUGACGACAAGGACAACACAGGUGACCCACGAGUGACGACAAAGACAGCACAGGUGACCCACGAGUGACGACAAGGCCAGCACAGGUGACCCACGAGUGACGACAAAGACAGCACAGGUGACCCACGAGUGACGACAAGGACAGCACAGGUGACCCACGAGUGACGACAAAGACAGCACAGGUGACCCACGAGUGACGACAAGGACAGCACAGGUGACCCACGAGUGACGACAAAGACAGCACAGGUGACCCACGAGUGACGACAAAGACAGCACAGGUGACCCACGAGUGACGACAAAGACAGCACAGGUGACCCACGAGUGACGACAAGGACAGCACAGAUGACCCACGAGUGACGACAAGGACAACACAGGUGACCCACGAGUGACGACAAAGACAGCAGAGGUGACCCACGAGUGACGACAAGGACAACAGGUGACCCACGAGUGACGACAAGGACAGCACAGGUGACCCACGAGUGACGACAAGGACAGCACAGGUGACCCACGAGUGACGACAAAGACAGCACAGGUGACCCACGAGUGGCGACAAGGACAACAGGUGACCCACGAGUGACGACAAAGACAGCACAGGUGACCCACGAGUGGCGACAAGGACAACAGGUGACCCACGAGUGACGACAAAGACAGCACAGGUGACCCACGAGUGGCGACAAGGACAACAGGUGACCGAGCAGUAAUACCAGACCAGUCUCACCCCGACGCCAGGUCCCAGAAGGACGCCCUCAUCUCGCCUCACAUUCUUCCCAAGAAACCUCCACGACGGACAGGGAAAUAAUCUGUUUGGUCGAGGCUUAAGGGAGCGUCCUCCAAGGCCCAACGCCUGAAUGAUACCAAUGAAGGCACGACUGUCUAAUAGUAUUCAAUAAAUUGUAAAUAAAGUU
Messenger RNA from Procambarus clarkii (red swamp crayfish), 3886 nucleotides. The record is from RefSeq and is a predicted model, not a curated record. NCBI's taxonomy places the organism in Eukaryota, Metazoa, Arthropoda, Malacostraca, Decapoda, Cambaridae.